Anthonomus grandis grandis is the source of this 2202-nucleotide messenger RNA. RefSeq names its product ATP-dependent DNA helicase PIF1 (gene Pif1). NCBI's taxonomy places the organism in Eukaryota, Metazoa, Arthropoda, Insecta, Coleoptera, Curculionidae. The coding region runs from base 175 to 2118 and encodes 647 amino acids. The transcript is spliced from 10 exons. Gene Ontology annotation, biological process: DNA repair; telomere maintenance. The record is from RefSeq and is a predicted model, not a curated record. Gene Ontology annotation, molecular function: ATP hydrolysis activity; DNA helicase activity.
AGGGACCGUUUGAUUUGACUUUUAUUUGUGUACGUUGUUCCUUUGGUUUGAUCCCUUUUUUCUUUUUUUUUGGGGUUCUGGGGGGCAGGCCGUUACAUUUUGGCCUUUAUCAUCGUUAAUUAAUAAUUUUUAGCCCUAAUAAAUAAGUGCAGAGUGUAUUCUUUUGUCACGAAAAUGGAAAAAGAUUCGUUUUUGUGCUGUGAGGUCAACAUUCAGUGGUUGAACAAACAGGGUUUGGUUCAAAGAAAAGUGGCUUCAAAAAAGGCAAAUUUGAGGCUACUUCGCGGGGAUACUCGUGACGUAUUUAUCGAAGUCGUGGUUGAAAAAGCGGCUCCGGUAAAACUAAAAUUCAGCAAAGGGGCUCAGGUGCACAAUAGGUUUAUGGCAGAAGGGAAGUCUUCUCUCAAGUUUCCCGAUGAAAAUGCUUCUUUGUUUUUGUCAAAUGCACCUCCUGAACAACUUAAAACAUUUUUAAAGACCCUGUUUAUCAAAAUGGCAAAUGGGAAACCCCUGCAAAAUUCCAGUGCCUCUUUGCGUACACAAGUUCUUUCUCAUAAAUCAUCCAAGUUUGAGGAAAUUUCUCCAGUUACUAAUGGUGAAAUGGACAAAGCUUUUAAAAAAGUUAGUGGCAGGUCCACUGAGACCACACCUUCACCUUUGGCUAAUAAAAAAAGGAAAAUUGAAAGAUCGAGUACAGAUAAAGCACCAGCCGCUAAAAAAUUAUACUCAGGUUCCCCAGUGCCUACAGAGCAAUUAGAUAUGGAACAAAGAGAAGUGUUGCAGGCGUGCAUAUCUGGUCAAAAUGUUUUUUUCACCGGUAGUGCUGGAACUGGUAAAAGUUUCUUACUUAGAAAAAUUAUUGGAGCUCUACCUCCCGAUGUCACCAUAGCCACAGCUUCAACAGGUGUGGCGGCCUGUCACAUUGGUGGCAUUACCCUCCAUCAAUUCGCGGGUAUCGGCGGAGGCGACGCCUCGUUGGAACGUAGCGUCGAAAUGGCUUCCAAACCUCCGGCAGUGUCAAUUUGGCGCAAAUGCAAACAUUUGAUUAUCGAUGAGAUUUCUAUGGUCGAUGGAGUUUACUUUGAAAAAAUUGAAGAGGUUGCUCGGAGAGUACGGAGAAACGAAAAACCAUUUGGGGGCAUUCAACUGAUCCUCUGCGGGGAUUUCUUUCAGUUACCCCCGGUUACCAGACCUGCGCCUGGUGAGAAGAAGUCGCCCUCGCCGAGGUUUUGUUUCAUGACAGAAGCAUGGAGAAAUUGUAGACUUAACACUUUCGAAUUGAAACAAGUACAUCGGCAAACCGACAAUAAGUUCAUUACCGUUCUGAAUAAGAUAAGAUUUGGUAAAGUUGACGAAGAUGUAGUGAAAACGUUAACUGCUACAUCCAAGCAAAAAAUUGAAGGAGAUGGAAUUUUAGCGACAAGGCUAUGUUCGCACACCAAAGAUGCGGAUAUAAUAAAUGAAUCUAAACUAAAAGCUUUGGGAGGGGAAACUAAAAUAUUUGAGGCUCAAGAUCUUGUACCGGGUAGCAGUAAACAAUUGGACAUGCAAACCACGGUUCCUGGAAAGUUGGAACUUAAGAUCGGAGCUCAGGUAAUGUUACUGAAAAAUAUCAAUUUAUCUGCCGGACUGGUAAAUGGUGCCAGAGGAAUAGUGAAAUUAUUCAGGGACGGCCUGCCUCUAAUUCAGUUCAAAAAUAAGAAGGAAUAUCUGGCGCAGCCUGAACAGUGGAUUGUUAAAACAGCCGGUGGAGCAUCUUUGACAAGAAAACAAGUACCCUUGAGACUAGCCUGGGCUUUCUCGAUACACAAAUCUCAAGGCCUGACCUUAGACUGCGUCGAAAUGUCAUUAGGAAGGGUGUUUGAAGCUGGACAGGCAUAUGUUGCUCUUAGCAGAGCCAGGAGUUUAGACGCUCUAAGGGUUUUAGAUUUUAAUUCUAGUCAAGUAUGGGCAAACCCGGACGUGAUAUCUUUUUACAAAUCAAUAGAUGACUUUAAAUUUAUACCAUUAGGACCCGUUCAUAAAUCAAAUAUACAAAAGAAGGAUCCGAUGAAGAAAAAAUCGACUUUUGGGAAGUCUAAAUUAAUGAUGGACAAACCCCUGGUGACUAUUUGUUAGUAAAUCUCACUCAUUACUUUAGGUUAGUAAUAUUAAUUAGUAAUAAGUAUAUAAAUUAUAUAAAGAUGAUGGAAUUAUUACCAA